CGCUGCUGCUACGUGUUUCACUAGUUUCAGGCUUUAUUUUAAAGAUAGCUCUUGCGGUUUUUGACCACUGCUGCGCUCAAAACGAAACCGGAAGUUGUUCGCAGUGAGUCCUCUCGACUCGGGUAGUUAUGACACACAGCAGCAGCAGCAUCAGCAGCAGCAGCGCCUUCCAGAAGUUUCUACGAUCGGGUUUUUCGGCUCGGCGGCGUCAACCGGCCCCUCGGGUAGGAGCCUGUCUUCGUGUGCCGUGCAGUUGAAGUUAAAUGACAGUUUCCUCCCGCACCCCCAGAGACCAGUAGGACGUUGUCAAACGGACCGUGACACACACGAAGCGAGGGAAGCUAACCUUGACCGUUAGCCGGCCGGCUACCGCGAGCCGGCUACCGUGAGCCCGCUGACAGACCCCGCUGGACAUGCGGGCUGUGUUGCUGUCGGCGCUGAGCAGGAACUGAACCGUCCGGGACGGCCCGACCAUGUCCGUGUGAAGUGGAGGAAGCGAGGUUGUUGACAUGGGUAAAGAUUACUACAAAGUGCUAGGAAUAGCCAAAGGUGCCACGGAAGAGGAGAUAAAAAAGGCGUACAGAAAACAGGCCUUGCGCUUUCAUCCCGACAAAAACAAGUCACCCGGAGCGGAAGAUAAAUUCAAAGAGAUCGCCGAAGCCUACGAUGUCCUCAGUGACGCCAAGAAGAAGGACAUUUACGAUCGCUUCGGGGAAGAAGGAUUAAAGGGUUCAGCCGGUGGUGGCGGUGGCGGUGGAGGACACGGUGGUCAAAGCUACAACUACACCUUCCAUGGAGACCCUCAUGCAAUGUUUGCAGAGUUCUUUGGUGGCCGCAGCCCUUUUGAUCAUUUCUUUGCACAAAAUGGGGAGGAGAACAUGAACAUCAACGACCCCUUUGCGCCAUUUGGCAUGGGAAGGAUGGGUGGCAUGGGCGGGUUUCAAAGGUCCUUUAAAUCCCACCCGGGAGUUCCUCACAGAGCACACGAGAGGAAGAAGGACCCGCCCGUGAUGCACGAACUGAAGGUGAGCCUGGAGGAGGUUUUCUCCGGCUGCACCAAAAAGAUGAAGAUUUCCCGCAAGAGACUGAACCCGGACGGCUGCACAAUGCGUAACGAAGACAAGAUUUUAACAGUCGACAUUAAGCGCGGCUGGAAGGAGGGGACGAAAAUCACCUUCCCAAAGGAGGGAGAUGAAACUCCCAGCAACAUUCCUGCAGACGUGGUGUUUGUAGUUAAAGAUAAACCCCACCCAGUGUUCAGAAGAGAGGGCUCGGAUAUAAUCUAUCCUGCAAAGAUAUCACUCAGAGAAGCGUUGUGUGGAUGCACAGUCAACGCCCCGACAUUAGACGGCCGCACCAUCACUGUGACCUCCAGAGACGUUGUCAAACCUGGAAUGAAAAAGCGAAUUUCCGGAGAAGGUCUCCCGAUAUCCAAGUGCCCCGAGAAGAGGGGCGACAUGAUCCUGGACUUCACGGUGAAAUUUCCCGACAAACUGGGCCAAAGCACACGAGAUGCACUCAAGCAGAUCCUUCCACCGUGACUUGAAGUGAUAAGUUUGCCUCAAACAUCUAAAAGUUGAAGGAACAGUGUGUAGCAUUUCGGGGGAUCUACUGGCAGAAAGUACGCUUUCUUUUAGUGCAUAAUCAAUAAACAUUAAUGGCCCUAUAUGGGGACAUUCUUGCUCUUGUAAGAAGUUUCAGUUGUAUGCAAUCUGCAACCUCACCGCUAGAUGCCGCCAAAUCCUUCACACUCUACCUAAACACACUUCCAGCAACACACUCUUCUGGACGAUUGAGGCUCAGGGGAAGAUUUGGUUUCAGUUGAAUUUAAUUGUACCUUCUGAACACCAAAUCGUGUUUUCUCACCCAACAUUUAGUCAGUUGGAGGACAUUAAGACUCUGAAACUGAGUGAGUAUCAGUGUUAAGUAACAGAUUGAAGGAGGAAAAGUAAAUGGUGUAAUGUUUGUAGUGUGUGUGUGUAUAGAGAUGAGGACACGAGGUGUCAUGUGAUGGUUUAAGAGGGAGAACCAGAGUAUUUUUAGGUUCACUUUGAAAUGUAAUAUAGUAACUGGGGAUUUGUUUUCGCAGCAGCAGUUUUUGAGAGCGCUUUAAGGGAGGACGCAGCCAGCUAAUUAACAAUACCUCAGGUGCAGUGACGCAUGCUUGAAUGUAGUUUUAACUACGUUACUCAACAGGACGUGAUUAUUCUUUCUUCUACAGUGUAGAUCCUGAGAGGUGAAAACAUUGGAUCUGACUUCAUGAAGCCAGAUGUUUCUUAAAUAUACUUUCCUUGUCAAUUCAGCGUUUCGGUUAUCUACGCUCAUCGUCACGGCUAUCUGCCAGUUUUUAGGGGACGCGGUCUCACAAACUGACUCGGAAGAAUAUCAUUACAAUAUGCACACUGCUGAAAAAUUAUUGUAAGAAUGAUCCCUGUGAGUUCCAGAUAAUUAAUUUAGGAAGAGAGCACUGAUAAGUACUUUUGCGCCGUCAGAUUUCUGAGUCUAUGUAUAGAAUUGCUUGCGGCAGAGGACACCUUCAGAUUGGUUUAUACCUGGUGUUUAAGAUGGCACACCUUGCAAAAAGUUUGCUUUUACAAAACCUUUUCAUCUGGGAGUACAGAGCCUAUUACUUAUGUAAAAAUAACUGUCGGGAGACUUUUUGUGCCAAAUAAUUGUCCCCAUAUAAUAAUAAUAUAUGCGUGUGUGCGUCUACAAGUAUGUUGAGAGCAUGGAUGUAUCCUGUUAUGUGUGUCUUACAAACUACCAAAAGCUAUUUACUGCAUUCGGACCCUUUGAGGGUGCUUAAUGUACAAUUAGUGUGAUAUUCCAGUUCCCUAUUACUAUGUCUGUUUGACUGCUUAAAGUCAGUACUUUCUUUGCCCAACAUGGUAUAUGGCAAUAGUGCAUAUACUGAGAUGUAAAAAAAAAAAAAAAGUCUAAAGGCCGACUGAAUAUAUUUUUGUUUCUUAUGUCUUCUAGCUCUUACCCGUCACAAUUCUCUCUGAGAUGUACAGCAUCUGGAAAUGUGUAGUUCCACAGUAAAGUAAAGGAAUCCUAAAAUAUAUAUUUAACUCUUAUUCUGCUUUGUGCACCUUUUUGACCAUCGAGAUGAUAGACGGUCAGUUAGUUAAUUUUCACAUUUGAAGUAUUUUAGGUUUUCUCCUGCUGGAGUUUAAAUUUUCUAACGUGAUUUAACAUGAAAUGUAGAGAUGUGUAAUCUCUUGUAAUGUGUAAAAAAAAAAGUUGUUUAAAAAAAGAAAAGAUAUAUUUCUUUAUGCAAACGUUUUCCUUUUUUAAGGGAAAAGGGUGCAAGUAUUAUCUUGUUUCACCUGUUUGUUGUUUUGAAAUGCCUCAGGUUAGGAUUCAAGAUAUUUUGAUUUUUAAAAACAAAGCUUUUAUGAAUUGAUAUGACAUUUUUAAUAGAUUCUUCCUAUGCUGUGAUGAUUUGCAUUUCCACAUUAAAGAGACUGGCGAAUAUCUACCCAAUCA
Molecule: messenger RNA, 3489 nt
Organism: Cyclopterus lumpus (lumpfish)
Lineage: Eukaryota; Metazoa; Chordata; Actinopteri; Perciformes; Cyclopteridae
Gene: dnajb1a
Product: DnaJ heat shock protein family (Hsp40) member B1a
Exons: 3
Coding region: 510-1541 (343 amino acids)
Cellular component (GO): cytosol
Molecular function (GO): Hsp70 protein binding; transcription corepressor activity
Source: RefSeq, a predicted model, not a curated record